Messenger RNA from Rangifer tarandus platyrhynchus (Svalbard reindeer), 474 nucleotides. Lineage: Eukaryota; Metazoa; Chordata; Mammalia; Artiodactyla; Cervidae. The record is from the annotation of a GenBank genome assembly.
AUGAAAGGAAAAGAAAGCCUCUCAGGAGAUCAGCCGGCAGUGUACACGCCGCCCCACACGGCUUUCUACCUGAGGCGGUGGGGAAAGGGGGGCGCGGGGCGGCUCCACGUGACAUCACCGCGCCUCCCCGCCCUCGGUCCCCGCGCCCGGCGCGCAGAGCUGGUGGCUGGCCCUCCCGCUGGGUACCGCUCUCCUUGGGUGGCUGCGAGUCCCUUCGCCUUUGGCCUUCGGCCGGGCCAGUCCCGGCGGCGGCGGGAGGGCGAUAAUUGCCCAGAGACGCAGCACUUAUCCUGGCAGGUUGUGCAAGGACCGCAGGAGCGAGGGCCCCGGGCGUCCGCUCUCACGCCUCAGCGGCCAGGCAUGCGCGCGGGGGCGAGGGAUGGGCGGGGGUCCCGGGGGCGCCUCCAGGUGUUCCCACUGGAGACUCUGCCUUGCUUCACGGGAAAGAACCGCUGCGAUCAUUACUGGCAAUAA